AGGGGGUGGGAGAAACCGGGCCGGGAACGGGCGGAACAGCCCGGGAUUAACGCGGGUUUAGAGCGAAUAAACCCCACCACAUCCUGCAUUAAAAAAAAAAAAAAAGAGGCCGAAAAGGACCGCCAACGACGAAGCACGAGAGCCGCGGCCGGGUCAAAGGGCGGAGGUGAGGAAGGAGCCGCUUCCCGGUGAGCUGGAGCCCGUGCCUUCCCUGAGGGGCUGCCCAUGCUGGAGUUGCCCGAGCCGCUGCUGUACCCCGGGAUGGCCUCGAGGUGAGGGCGGCCGAGGAUGACCCUGACUGAAAGGCUGCGCGAGAGGAUUUCGCGGGCGUUCUACAGCCACGGCCUGCUCUGCGCCUCCUACCCCAUCCCCAUCAUCCUCUUCACUGCCCUCUGCAUCCUGGCCUGCUGCUAUCCCCUGCUGAAGCUGCCCCUGCCAGGGACGGGCCCCGUGGAGUUCAGCACGCCAGUGAAGGACUACGCUCCCCCGGGGCCGGGCCCGCAGCGUGGCGAGCCCGGCGAGCGCCCCGAAUGGUACGUGGGCGCUCCCGUGGCCUACAUCCAGCAGAUCUUCGUGAAAGCCACCGUGUCCCCGUGGCAGAAGAACUUCCUGGCUGUGGAUGUGUUCCGCUCGCCGCUGUCCCGCGUCUUCCAGCUGGUGGAGGAGAUCAGGAACCACGCCCUGAGAGACAGCUCCGGCGUGAGGAGCCUGGAGGAGGUGUGCCUGCAGGUGACAGACCUGCUGCCCGGCCUCAGGAAGCUGCGCAAUCUGCUCCCGGAGCACGGCUGCCUGCUGCUGUCCCCGGGCAACUUCUGGCAGAACGACCGCGAGCGCUUCAACGCCGACCCAGAUAUCAUCAAAACCAUCCACCAGCAUGAGCCAAAGACCUUGCAGACGUCAGCCACUCUCAAAGACCUGCUGUUCGGGCUGCCCGGCAGGUACAGCGGCGUCAACCUGUACAACCGGCGGCGCGUGGUGUCCUACACCGUCACCCUGGGGCUGCAGCGCUACGACUCCAGGUUCCUGAGCAGCCUCCGCUCCCGCCUGAAGCUGCUGCACCCCAGCCCCAACUGCAGCCUGCGGGAGGAGAACGUGGUCCACGUGCACUUCAAGGAGGAGAUCGGCAUCGCCGAGCUCAUCCCACUCGUCACCACCUACAUCAUCCUCUUCGCCUACAUCUACUUCUCCACACGGAAGAUCGACAUGGUGAAGUCCAAGUGGGGCCUGGCGCUGGCGGCGGUGGUGACGGUGCUGAGCUCGCUGCUCAUGUCCGUGGGGCUGUGCACGCUCUUCGGCCUCACGCCCACGCUCAACGGCGGAGAGAUAUUCCCAUACCUGGUGGUGGUGAUUGGCCUGGAGAACGUGCUGGUCCUCACCAAGUCCGUGGUGUCCACGCCCGUGGACCUGGAGGUGAAGCUGCGCAUCGCCCAGGGCCUGAGCAACGAGAGCUGGUCCAUCAUGAAGAACAUGGCAACGGAGCUCGGGAUCAUCCUCAUCGGAUACUUCACCCUGGUCCCGGCCAUCCAGGAGUUCUGCCUCUUCGCCGUGGUGGGGCUGGUGUCAGACUUCUUCCUGCAGAUGUUCUUCUUCACCACCGUGCUGUCCAUCGACAUCCGCCGCAUGGAGCUGGCUGACCUGAACAAGCGGCUGCCCGCCGAGUCGUGCCUGGCGCCGGCCAAGGCGGCGUGCCGGGCGCGCCCGCCCGCGCUGCGCCCGCCGCACGCGCCGCACGCGCCGCACACGCCGCACACCAUCACCCUGCAGCCGUCCUCGCUGCGCAACCUGCGCCUGCCCAAGCGCCUCCGCGUCAUCUACUUCUUCGCCCGCACGCGCCUGGCACAGCGCCUCAUCAUGGCCGGGACAGUGAUCUGGAUCGGAAUCCUGGUGUACACAGACCCUGCCGGGCUCCGCACCUACCUCACCUCCCAGGUCACCGAGCAGAGCCCCCUGGGGGACGCAGGCCUGCCUCCCAUGCCCGUCCCUGGAGGGGUCCUGCCCGCUGGGGACCCCAAGCUCGACCUCUCGGUCUUCCCGGCGGAGCCGAUCCAGCUGCCGGAGAACCAAACGCAGCAGCGCGAGCAGAAGCCGGGGCUGGAGCCCAACCAGCACAGCUGGGCCCAGGGGCCCGAGGGCAGAGGGAACGCGCAGGUGGAGCUGGGAACAGAGGCAGAGGUUACCUGGGGAGCAGAGGAUGAGGAGAUCUGGAGGAAGCUUUCCUUCAGGCAUUGGCCAGCCCUCUUCAGCUACUACAACAUCACCCUGGCCAAGAGGUACAUCAGCAUCCUGCCGGCCAUCCCGGUCACGCUGUACCUGAAGCCGCAGGAGGCGCUGGAGCUGCGGCACCCGCAGGAGGCCUCGCGCUACCAGCCCCUGGCAGCGGGCAGGCCCGAGGAGCGCGCCGCGCCGCCCCGCGCCCACCACGACACCACCCUCUACAAGGUGGCCGCUCUGGGGCUGGCGUCGGGCAUGCUGCUGGUGCUGCUGCUGUUCUGCCUGUACCGGGUGCUGUGCCCCAAGAACUACGGGCAGAACGGGCCGGGCCGGCGCCGCCGCGGGGACCUGCCCUGCGACGACUACGGCUACUCCCCCCCCGAGACCGAGAUCGUGCCCCUGGUCCUCAGGGGACACCUCAUGGACAUCGAGUGCCUGGCCAGUGACGGGAUGCUGCUGGUGAGCUGCUGCCUGGUGGGGCAGAUCCGCGUGUGGGACGCGCAGACGGGCGACUGCCUCACGGUCAUCCCCAAACCCAGGCUGCGCAGGGACAGCAGCGGCGUCUUCGACUACCAGGAGGGCUGGGACCCCAGCCCGGACGGGAAGAACGGGCCUGAGGACUCCUUUGAGAGCAGUCACCAGCUCAAACGGCUGCUGGGCCCCCCCCAGCCGCCCCUGUUCUGCGACCAGCCCGACCUCACCUCCCUCAUCGACACCAACUUCUCGGAGCACGCCAAGGCGGCCGAGUCGGAGCCGCGCCUCCGGGCCGUGGGCGCUCGCCACAAGGACUCGGGCUACGACUUCAGCAGCCUGGUUGGGAAGGUGUACGAGGAGCACGGCAGCUCCGGCUGCAGGAGCACGAGCUUCCCGGGGCUGUCGGCCCCGCACGGCCCCGCCGGGCUCUGCGGCAGCCGCGGCCGCUCCCCGUGCGGCUCCGAGCAGGGCGGCUGCGGCGGCCGCCGGCGCAGCCUGGGCGACGAGGCCUGCGCGGGGUGCGACAAACCCUCCCCGCUGCCGGCCUGGGGAGGGGACCUGGAGAGCUCCAUCUGGAGCCUGGAACUGCAGGGGAACCUCAUCGUGGCUGGCAGGAGUAACGGGAAGCUGGAGGUUUGGGAUGCCAUCGAGGGGACCCUCCGCAGCAGCAAUGAUGAAGGACAAUCCGGCAUCACAGCCCUCGUCUUCCUCAACAACAGGAUCGUGGCUGCCCGCUUGAAUGGCUCCUUGGAUUUCUUCUCUCUGGAGACACACACGUCCCUGAACCACCUGCAGUUCCGAGGAGGCGCGGGCAGGGGCAGCCUGCCGCCGUCGCCGGAGCUGUGCCGCGGCGCCGCCGUGCGCUGCCGGCUGACGCACAGCGUGGCCUGCGCGCACCACAAGCCCAUCACGGCGCUCAGGGCCGCCGCCGGCCGCCUCGUCACCGGCAGCCAGGACCACACGCUCAGGGUGUUCCGGCUGGAGGACUCGUGCUGCCUGUUCACCCUGCAGGGCCACUCGGGGGCCAUCACAGCUGUGUACAUCGACCAGACCAUGGUGCUGGCCAGCGGGGGCCAGGACGGGGCCAUCUGCCUGUGGGACGUGCUGACGGGCAGCCGUGUCAGCCACAUGUUCGCGCACCGCGGGGACGUCACCUCGCUGACCUGCACCGCGUCCUGCGUCAUCAGCAGCGGCCUGGACGACGUCAUCAGCAUCUGGGACCGCAGCUCGGGCAUCAAGCUCUACUCCAUCCAGCAGGAGCUGGGCUGCGGCGCCAGCCUGGGCGUCAUCUCCGACAACCUGCUGGUGACGGGCGGCCAGGGCUGCGUGUCCUUCUGGGACAUCGGCUACGGGGACCUGCUCCAGACCGUCUACCUGGGCAAGAGCAACGAGUCGCAGCCGGCGCGGCAGAUCCUGGUGCUGGAGAACGCCGCCAUCGUCUGCAACUUCGGCAGCGAGCUCAGCCUGGUGUACGUGCCCUCGGUGCUGGAGAAGCUGGACUGAGCGGGAGGGGCUGGCGGCGCCGAGGCGGGCUCGGGGCUGUGCCGGAGCGGGGACAGGGCCGGCGGCCCCGCGGCUCCGUCCGCGCCACCGCAGCGCCUCCGCUCGCCGAGCUGGGGCUCCUCCUGCUGCUCUCCCUGGCCCGGCAUCUUCCGUGGGGCUCGGGGAGCCCCGGCAGCGCGGGGGUGCAGGGGGACGCGGGGGCGGGACAGGGCAGGAGCGGGGACAGUGCGGUGGCUCCCAGCCCAGCGGGGGCUGUGCCAGGCCAGCAGCGCCCGCAGAGCACGGAACAGCCUCGGACAGCCCCGGCCCCGGGUGGCAGCCGGGGGGGACCGGCACAGGCCCCUCCUGGCCGUGGCUCGGCCCCCACGUGCCUUAGGGCGCGGCAGGGCCCCGCCCGAUCCCGCCCGGGGCCGCAGCUGCCCCCACCUAUUUAUUUAUACGCUGUAAAUAGUUAUUUAUUGGGGCAGGGGGCGCGGGGGUGCAGCCCCGGCAGUGCUGCCCUUGCCGUGCCCUGGCACAGCUGCCCUGCCCGGCUCCCUCCUGCGCCCCACCUGCAGCAAUAGCACCUUCCUCCCCCCCUUCCUCCUCCUCUUCGCGCUGCGGGGCCGGAGGAGGCUUUUCUCAGGUUGGGAGCGGGCGGAGCCCUCGCCCCAGUCCUGCAGGCGCUGGGGAGGGACCCGAGCGGGGCCAUAGCGGGACCAACGACACAGCCAGGGCCGGGGCUGCCCCGGGGCUGCCCCCGGGCUCCCGGCGCCUCCCGCCCUGCCCCGAACCGCCCAUGAUGUCUGUUCUUGACCCCCGGUGAUUGUAGAGGCGGCGCCGGCCGGGCCAGGGGCGCCCCGGGAGCCCGGGCCAGCCCCGCGGGUGGCCUUCGCCCGGCUGUACCUUUGUGCUGUACAGGGGACGCUUUUUGUACCGAUCGUGUUUUAUAACGUGUGCAGGAACAUCCAUUAAACGGA
Messenger RNA from Prinia subflava (tawny-flanked prinia), 5147 nucleotides. RefSeq names its product SREBF chaperone (gene SCAP). Gene Ontology annotation, cellular component: endoplasmic reticulum membrane; Golgi membrane; SREBP-SCAP complex. Gene Ontology annotation, molecular function: sterol binding; protein binding. The coding region runs from base 289 to 4188 and encodes 1299 amino acids. NCBI's taxonomy places the organism in Eukaryota, Metazoa, Chordata, Aves, Passeriformes, Cisticolidae. Gene Ontology annotation, biological process: regulation of cholesterol biosynthetic process; SREBP signaling pathway. The record is from RefSeq and is a predicted model, not a curated record. The transcript is spliced from 23 exons.